Messenger RNA from Nothobranchius furzeri (turquoise killifish), 1262 nucleotides. RefSeq names its product fibrinogen-like 1 (gene fgl1). The record is from RefSeq and is a predicted model, not a curated record. Gene Ontology annotation, biological process: regulation of immune response; negative regulation of T cell activation. Lineage: Eukaryota; Metazoa; Chordata; Actinopteri; Cyprinodontiformes; Nothobranchiidae.
AAUUAACAUUGGGCCUCCUAGUUUCAGAAGGAAAAUAUGGACACACAUGCUUUAUUGUUUCGACUAAACCUGGAAAUAUUGCAGCGUAAUCCAUAUCAGUGAUGCUUUCGUAGCAGAAAGACCCAACAGACUGAGGAGGCACCACACAGAUCCAGAUGGUCGGAGCAGCAGGUGGAAUCAUGUCGGUGCUGAUGGUGUCUGUAGUCCUUCUCCUUCCUUCUUCUGUGGGGGCCCCCAUACCGUGUGCGGAGAAGGUGGUCCGUCUGGAAGCUGAGAUCCAGGGUCUGAUGAAUGUGAUCCAAGACCAGCACCACUACAUCCUGGAGCUCCAUAGCAGCCAGUCGCAGCAGCUGCAGCACAUCCCCAACACCUUCCUGGGCCCCCAGAACCUCUAUAGAGACUGCUCCGAGGUGUACGCUGACGGCAACGUGGCCAGCGGGCUUUACGUGAUCCGUCCAGACGGAUCUCCCACGGUGCUGAGCGUCUUCUGCGACAUGAGCAACGGGGGAGGAUGGACCGUCUUCCAGAGGAGGAGAGAUGGAAAGGAGGGCUUUGACAGAACAUGGUUGGAGUACAGUCAAGGAUUUGGAGACCAUUUCUCUCCUAACGGGGAAUUCUGGCUGGGAAACGAGCCUUUGCACCUCCUCACCUCCCAAGGGAACUACGACCUGCACAUCAACACCGAGGACUUGGAGGGGAACCAGCGCUCCGCUGAGUACAAGAACUUCAGAGUGGACAAUGAGGAGGACCAGUACCAGCUACACGUGGGGGAGUAUAAUGGGAACGCCGGCGACUUUCUGGCUGAUGCCCGAAGUGUGAAUCUCAACAGUCCCUGUAGGGACGGGAUCAAGUUCAGCACCUACGACCACCCCAACUACAUCAACGCAGACAACGGGCGCUGCGUCCGGCACAGCAGGUCCGGCUGGUGGUUCUGCAGGUGUGACUCAGGUAACCUGCAUGAUCAGCUGAUCAAAAGUCCGUAUGAGGUUCUGAGUGACGACGGCGUCGCCUGGUACAUCUGGCACGGGUGGUCCUACGCCAUCAAGUCCGUGGUGAUGAUGGUUCGAGCUGCUGACCUCAAACACUCCCCGCCCAUCAUCCAGCGCUGGCCGACCCAGUUCCACCCCAACGCCGUAGAUGACAGUACCACCUAUCCUCCGUACGAGCAGCAGUACGGUUCACGGGUAUGACCCGGAGACCGUCCCACACAGGGCCACGCCUCCUGCUGCGUCUCACGUGUUUAAUAAAAGAGGAAGGAUUCA